Molecule: messenger RNA, 1455 nt
Organism: Neocloeon triangulifer
Lineage: Eukaryota; Metazoa; Arthropoda; Insecta; Ephemeroptera; Baetidae
Gene: Idh3g
Product: isocitrate dehydrogenase [NAD] subunit gamma, mitochondrial
Exons: 11
Coding region: 84-1277 (397 amino acids)
Biological process (GO): tricarboxylic acid cycle; isocitrate metabolic process
Cellular component (GO): mitochondrion
Source: RefSeq, a predicted model, not a curated record
UUUUCUCGAAAAUUAAAUCUGCUCCACUUGCCCAGCUGUUUUGGUCGUCGAUUGAAUAGAAAAUUCGGCAGCGAAAAAGAAGGAUGGCGAGCCGAAUUACGUGCCGAAUUCUGCCCCUGCUGAAGACGUCCAACGUCUCGCAGCUGACCUUCCACAGGACGACCACUUCAGCCUCCGCGUAUGACCUGCAGCACAAGAACCCCUUUGCCAAGAAAGUGAUUGCCAUUCCAAAAGCUGAAUAUGGAGGUCGUCACAGUGUUACCAUGCUGCCUGGUGGCGGAAUCGGCCCUGAACUGAUGAAUUACGUCCGAGAAGUCUUCAGGUACGCUGGAGUGCCGGUGGACUUUGAGGAGUGUCCGAUCGACCCUCAGUCAGACGGCAACGAGGACCUCGAGUACGCCAUCACCUCCAUCAGACGAAAUGGAGUUGGACUGAAAGGCAACAUUGAAACUCGCAGUUUGAGCCGUGGAAUAUUGUCCCGCAACGUGGCGUUGAGAAACGAGCUUGACCUGUUCGUCAACGUGAUCCACUGCAAAUCAUACCCUGGGGUCAAGUCACGCCACCAGAACAUCGACGUCAUGUUGAUAAGACAGAACACUGAGGGCGAAUACGCCAUGUUAGAGCACGAGAGUGUGCCAGGGGUGGUGGAGAGCAUGAAGAUUGUGACUGCUGAGAACUCCGAGCGGGUCAUCCGUUAUGCCUUCGAUUAUGCAGUCAAGCACGGCCGCAAGAAGGUCACCACCAUCCACAAGGCCAACAUCAUGAAACUGUCCGACGGCCUCUUCCUGGAAACGUCGAAGCGAGUGGCCAAGGACUAUUCAGGCAUUGAGCACGACCACAUGAUCAUCGACAACUGCUGCAUGCAGCUCGUGUCCAACCCCCACCAGUUCGACGUCAUGGUGAUGACCAACCUGUACGGCACCAUUGUGUCUAACGUGCUGUGCGGCCUCAUCGGCGGCGCUGGUCUCAUCUCCGGCAGGAACUACGGAGACCAUUAUGCGGUCUUUGAGCCUGGCACCCGAAACACAGGUACGGCCAUUGCCGGAAAGAACAUCGCCAAUCCAGUGUCCAUGUUGAAUGCAGCCGUGGACAUGUUAGACCACCUUGGCCACAGCAAACACGCAAGUCUCAUCAGCCAGGCCAUCGACAAGACCAUCAACGAAGACCACGUCCACACCCCUGAUUUGGGUGGCCAGGCGACGAGCAUCGAUGUUGUCCAAACCAUUGUCAAGCACAUCCAAGACCUGACCAAGGACAAGAACUGGAGUUUAAAUUAAAAUGCCAGGGAACCAGAUGCGGUUAAUCUCAAAAGUCAGCCAAAGAAUACCCCUUCUCUGAAGUUGAUUGCCUCAGUAUUCAAAUUUCUCUCUCUUUGAACAACAGCAGUAAUUUAUUUGUUUCUAUUUAAUUCACUCAGCACUGCUGAGCUACUUAUUGUCUGGUCACUUUUUGUUU